Gymnogyps californianus (California condor) is the source of this 2625-nucleotide messenger RNA. RefSeq names its product metabolism of cobalamin associated B (gene MMAB). Gene Ontology annotation, molecular function: corrinoid adenosyltransferase activity. The record is from RefSeq and is a predicted model, not a curated record. The transcript is spliced from 8 exons. Bases 1 to 675 code for a protein of 224 amino acids. NCBI's taxonomy places the organism in Eukaryota, Metazoa, Chordata, Aves, Accipitriformes, Cathartidae.
AUGGGUCGGGGUCCGGGCGGGGUAGGGUCCGGCGCCCCCUCUUACGGCCUGUGCUUCCGCAGCUCCGACGGCGGCCCCCCCGACCGCGGCUCCCGCAGCGACCGGGCCCCGAAGAUCUACACGAGGACGGGAGACGCAGGCUUCUCCAGCACCUUCACCGGGGAGCGGCGGCCGAAGGGCGACCGGAUCUUCGAAGCCCUGGGAGCCACGGAUGAACUGAGCUCGGCCAUCGGGCUUGCUGGUGAAUUUAGCAGUGAAAAGGGCCACACGUUUGUUGAACAACUUCACAAAGUCCAGUGUAUGCUGCAGGAUGUGGGCUCCAACAUCGCGACGCCUCUCUCCUCAGCCAGGGAGGCUCACUUAAAACGAACGUCUUUCAGUGAGAAGCCAGUUCUGGAGCUGGAGCAGUGGAUUGACAGUUACUCAGAGCAGCUUCCUCCGCUCAGAGCUUUCAUCUUGCCAUCAGGAGGUAAAAGCAGUGCUGCUCUCCAUUUUUCCCGAGCUGUCUGCCGCAGAGCGGAAAGGUGCGUGGUUCCUUUAGUACAGGCAGGGGAAGCAGAUCCAAAUGUGGCCAAAUACUUGAACAGACUGAGCGACUAUCUCUUCGUUUUGGCGCGUUACGCUGCAAUGAAGGAAGGGAAGGAAGAGAAAAUAUACAUAAAGCCUGAACCAUAACUGGGAGCUGGAAUGUUUGUUUCCUUGAUCGUGGGAAGCUAAAUCCAGCAGACUGCUUUCCCCCAAUCGAGAAAGGGAAAGAGAACAAGCCUGGAUUGGAAAUGUGAGCUGCCAAGAACUUCCAGCUUAAAUAACUAGGACCUUGUUCAUAAAUACCGUGAGGAACACAGCUGUUCUGUUCACUGGGCCUUGUCCAAAUAUCUCUUGUAUAACACUGCGGUGAUGGCAUCAGAAUUACUGUUUGCCCUGGGUUGGAGUUGAGGCAGGAGACUUCAAAGAACUACAGCUGAUUUCUAGAGAUGUCUUCAUUUCCCUGGGCAGCGGCAGGUGCUGUGGAAAGGCUCUGACAGGACUCUGAGGAAUGAAGAAGAGAAAACAAUCAGCUUCUCUUUGGAAGUCAUAAUGCUCGUACAGAACAGCAACUGUGAAGAGAUUCAGGAACUCUGUCCACAAGCUUUGAAAUAAUAAAUGUGAUUUACUUGUACCAAAAGGCCCUUAACUGUCAUACUUUAAUACUGAGCCCAGCGCGCUUUUCUUUUUUAAGUUGCUUUCAAUCCAUCAGCCCUGGCUGAAGCCGAGCUGCGUAGAUUUACAGGAAUGCACUAAGAAUCCUUUGGCUCUGGCUGCCUCUCGUUAUGCAUGUGAAGAAUGUCUCCGUGCUGACAAUCCAGUGCAUCCUCUGCCAGGAACGGGGCUCACGCAGGACAGAGGGAUUAAAGGAGGAAGGGCCAAAUCCUACAGGUCAGGUGCAGGCAAGAUGAUUCUAUCAUUCUAAGCUCUGUUUAGGUAGCUGGGGUCAAUUCCACGUGGCACUGCCCCUCCGAGUGUACAGACCCCUCCGACUUUGGUCCCAGCAUCGCCCUGUGGCCGCAGGUACCAGCUGAAGGAGCAGCGCCCUUGUUUAGUUUGAAUAUCUGUCUACUGGGGACCACUCCAGUCACUAAGUGGGCAGAUAAAGGGGUUGUGAUGAGUAGCAGGGGCCCGGUGCCUCCUCAGCUGACAGCUAGAGUUGGAAGAGAGAGGCUAACACCCAAAGGGGUUCGUAUCUCACACAUCGUAACGUCUGCACUGACCUCAGGAGCGUCGCUGUCACGGAGCCCUCAGCAGAGUAGACUAAGAGCGUGUCCUAGAGCUGGGAGAAUCUGGCUGCAGACAUCACGAUAGCGGAAUGCGGUACUUCAACAGAGAAGACACCCUCUGUUCCAGCUUCCUGAUGGACUGAGACUGCCAAAAAACCACACUCAGUAUGUAAACAAGUGCAUUACAGCCAGCUGAAUGAGUUAACACCUUGCUACCCACGUUGUAGAGAGAACACAGACAAUUACAGUUUUACAGUUAAGUCCAAGCCAGUUCCAGCUUGGAAAUACAACUGGGAAGAAUACAGGUCAGACACGGUGGUUUAAGUCUUCCCCUCCUUGUAUGGAGGAGCAUCACGGAAACCUGUGGGUGGUGAGGUGAUUACACACCAAGGGUGCUUGUCCCGCACCAAGGGUGCCACUUUUAGUGGUGGGAGCUUUUCAGUCAGUCAUGCAGCUUCCUCUGUUCAAUUAUUUAAGUAGAAACAACCUUAAACUUGCUUCCCGAAAGAGUCUCUGGCUUUUGUGUUAACUUUUUAAUCAGAGCAGGGUCAGAGUGAAGAAUGCCCAGCACUAAUAGAUACCGCUGUCUCAUUACUCACCCUUUUUUUUUUUUUUUAAACAGAUAUUUCAUGGCUAUCGUUAAUGCACAUUUUUCACACAGUAAUUUUCCAAGCCUUAGCCUGUAACACAUCCCAAUGACAAAUGCUCUUGAUUUGGACUGUACCGUCAGCUGCAAUGUCACAUCAGACAUUUUCUCAAUGCCUGCUCCAGACAGGCCAUCCAGUUUUAUGAUAGCUCUGUCUCAGUGAUCACGAUUGAACCUUAGGAAUCUAGAGGCUUUUCAAGUUUAAUUGAAUAAAAUUCUUUGCAA